UAAGUCAAGUCAAGGACGAGACAGACGGAUGUCGUCCCUUGCCGGGCCGUCUGGCUCCUGCCGACCCUCGCAUAUAGUGACUGCCGCCCCGGCGUCCACAGGCACACCGCAGCCACCCGCCAACGCGAACACGUCCGGCUCCUCGCGCCGCCGCGCCGCCGCUCCGCCCGUCCCAGCGCCCCGCACAGCCUCUGGAGCCCAACCCGCUCGGCCUUGCAGCUCGGUGAGGGGUAGUGUCAGCCAUGGACGCCAUGGGCGCGCUGGGCGCCGUGUCCGCGUCACUGUGGGUGCAGGGCGCCGCCGUCGCCGCGCUCUUCGGCCUCGUCUACUACUACCUGCUGAUGCCCGUGGACUGGACCAAGGACUUAUGUGACGUGGGCUUCGAGCCUACGGGCCGCGGGUGGCGCAAGGGCUUUCGCACUCGGGCGGCCGUGAUGCGGGAGGCGCAGCGUCGGCGGCGCCUCGGCAACCUGCCGCCCGUGUACCCCAACGGCUGGUUCGCGGUGCUCGAGUCGUCCUCCCUGCCACGCUCCGGCGUCGAGCAUGUCACCGUCCUUGGCCAAAACUUGGCCGUGUUCCGGGGCGAGACGGGCACCGUGCACAUCCUGGACGCCUACUGCCCGCACCUCGGCGGCAACAUGGCCGAGGGCGGCGUAGUGCACGGCGACUGCCUCCGCUGCCCCUUCCACGACUGGAGCUUCAACGGCCACGACGGCAAGUGCGCCAGCGUGCCGUACUCGCAGAAAGUGCCGGACUUUGCGCGGGUGAAGCACUGGGAGAGCUUUGAGACCAACGGCUUCGUGUUCGUGUGGCACCACGCCGAGGGCGAGCCGCCCUCCUGGUGGCCGCAGCCCGUGCUCUCCAUCAUGGACGCCGGGUGGGCCUUCGUGGGGCGCAACGAGUUCACCGUGUCGUGCCACAUCCAGGAGAUCCCGGAGAACGGCGCGGACGUGGCGCACCUGAACGCGGUGCACGGCCCGGGGAUGAUGGGGCUGUCGGCGCUCUCCCAGCACUUGUGGAGCGCCCAGUGGAACCCGGGCACCGAGCCCGACAACCAGCACACCGCCGAGCUUUACCUCGACCACGAGAUGGAGUUCUUCGGCAAGCUGCGCCUGCUCAAGAUAUCUGUGCGCGCUAACCAGAUUGGCCCAGGCUACGUGGAGUUCGCCAUGGACACGACUUUCGGCCCCAUCGUGAUGCUGCAGUCCGUGACUCCGGUCGAGCCGCUGGUGCAGAAGGUGGUGCACCGUAUGCACUGCCCACGCUAUCUCGUACCCUACGCCAAGUUUGUCCUCUACGGAGAAUGUGUCAUGUUUGAACGUGAUGUGUUGGUCUGGAAUCACAAGAAAUUCGAGGACAAACCACUUCUGGUCAAGGAAGACCGACAGAUUGCGCGAUAUAGGCGUUGGUACUCACAGUUUUAUUCAGAAAACAGUCCAAAGCACUCUUUUCAACGCGAAACUAUGGAGUGGUGAUAGGGAAAGUUUUAAUUUAAAUUUAGACAGUCAGUGCAUUUGCCUAUAUUUUUACUUUGGGACACUGUCCAAUCAUAUGUACAUUAUUGAUUGAUAGUUAUAUAUUUCUUGGGUUAUUUCUUUUUAUAGUUGACAUUUUUAUGUGGAGACACAUGUUUUUGACAAGCACUAGUUUGUAAAAUACAGGGUUCAAUAUUUCAUUUUAUCGAAGACUGCAUUUAAUUAUUUCCUGUUCCAUUAAUUAAAAAUUGUUUUUCAUUCGCACACCUACUGCCGAUCCUGCAGCUUUUACAAUGUAGCGUAAUAAACUUCUCGGCUCUCACAUGACUUAUAAGAAGUUGAGAAUAACAUGUAUCUGAUAGACUUAAGUAUUAUUAUGAAGCAAAGACUUUGGAAAUUCAAUGUAGAUUAUGUAUAUAUUAGACAAUGUGAUAAAAACAUGUGAUCCUACAUAUUGUACAUCCGAAAUGGUUCUGUUUUAUUUAUCGGGCGCAUUUGUACCCAUUUUUAAAAUGUUGAUGGUUUACGACGGCAGAUAUUUGCGAAUUAAAAUAUCAUAUAUUUAUUACUAUCGGA
This is a messenger RNA of Frankliniella occidentalis (western flower thrips), 2051 nucleotides long. RefSeq names its product cholesterol 7-desaturase nvd-like. Gene Ontology annotation, cellular component: chloroplast. The coding region runs from base 243 to 1475 and encodes 410 amino acids. The record is from RefSeq and is a predicted model, not a curated record. NCBI's taxonomy places the organism in Eukaryota, Metazoa, Arthropoda, Insecta, Thysanoptera, Thripidae. Gene Ontology annotation, biological process: chlorophyll biosynthetic process; cholesterol metabolic process. Gene Ontology annotation, molecular function: 2 iron, 2 sulfur cluster binding; chlorophyllide a oxygenase activity. The transcript is spliced from 6 exons.